This is a messenger RNA of Lagopus muta (rock ptarmigan), 1254 nucleotides long. Its product is annotated as putative protein FAM172B. Bases 91 to 1254 code for a protein of 387 amino acids. Gene Ontology annotation, biological process: regulatory ncRNA-mediated heterochromatin formation. The record is from RefSeq and is a predicted model, not a curated record. The transcript is spliced from 3 exons. Gene Ontology annotation, molecular function: siRNA binding. Gene Ontology annotation, cellular component: nucleus. NCBI's taxonomy places the organism in Eukaryota, Metazoa, Chordata, Aves, Galliformes, Phasianidae.
UAUCAAGUAGUAGAAAGCCCUGCAAAGCUUGUUUUAAUAAUUGUCACAUGUAAAAGAAACUUCUGUUCAGGUGUAAAAUACAAACACAAGAUGUUAGAUUGGAACUACCUGAAACUAGAGAUGACCUUAGCUGAGAAAUUGCCUACGGUCCCAGAGUCAGAAAGAUUUUCAUCUGUGAUGAUGGCAGACUUUACAGGAGAACAUAUGUGGUUACAAACAGGACAUGAACUAAGCUUGAGGACACUAGUAGAGGGUUCAGAUUAUCAAGAGGAACUGAAGUAUGAUUUUAAUGAAAAAGGGGAACUGAGGCAUCUGGAUACGAAUGAAUUCUUUGUUUUCAAUUACUACAAAAACACCUAUGAGAAGAAUCAUAAACGCUAUCAAGUUUUAGGACAUAUGAUUACCCAGUAUGUUUAUGAGCUCCUGGAAAGAGUCUGCGCACUGCAAAAAGUUUAUAUUCCUUCUGAUGCUACAGAGGAUGAACCAAGAAGUUUCUUUUUUAUGAGUGAGAAAGCACUAACAAGUUCUUCUAGCAUAAUUGUCCUUCUUCAGGACCGUGGAGUUUUUCGUGCUGGCCAGUGGGGACACAAGACAAUCAUCAGUGAGGGGCUGUACCAUGGAACACAAAUACCGUUCAUCAAAAUGGCCCUUCAAAGCCACGGGGGAGUGAUUGUACUGAAUCCCAAUGACAAUCUCAUUGACUUGAAGACUGAAAGGGAGAAGCUAAGCUAUUCUACCAGAGAAGAAUCACUGACUUGUAUGCAUUCCUGCCAGUGGAUCACCAAGCGAUGCAGCAGUAGCCCUGAGGAGCAUACCAUAUAUGUAUGGGAUCAUUUCAUUUCUCAAAGUGCAGCCAAGAAUGUGGCUUUCAUUGCCCAUGGCUAUGGUGGUUUGGUGUUCAUUGAUCUGCUCGUGCAGAGAAAAUGGGAAGUGAUGAAUAAAGUGUUUUCUGUGGCAUUCAUCGAUUCCAUGCACAAUGUACAACAUCAGGCUAGAAAUGACCUGCAGAUACAAUGGUGGAUACAGAAACACUGCCGUGAAUGGGUAUCAAACAAUAAGCCUUUAGGUAAAGCUGUAGGCUCCCUUGUCAAAGUGAAUUGUCCAACUGUCUCUGCUGGAACUGAAAAGUAUAGCUUAGCACCUUCCUUCUGCUUGCGUUCCAUCUUUAAGUACCUGAACAGCACCCUGAAAGCCAAGACCACCACGGCCUUUACACGUUCACCUAUUGCAACCCGAAGCAGCAAAAGUUGGUAA